Messenger RNA from Capra hircus (goat), 1635 nucleotides. It is a transcript of the gene RAPSN, whose product is annotated as receptor associated protein of the synapse. Gene Ontology annotation, cellular component: synapse. The coding region runs from base 151 to 1389 and encodes 412 amino acids. The record is from RefSeq and is a predicted model, not a curated record. The transcript has 8 exons. Gene Ontology annotation, biological process: chemical synaptic transmission. Lineage: Eukaryota; Metazoa; Chordata; Mammalia; Artiodactyla; Bovidae. Gene Ontology annotation, molecular function: protein-membrane adaptor activity; acetylcholine receptor binding.
GGGGCCAGACCGGCUUUGUUCCCAGGGUGGCGCCCGCUCUCCAUUUGGGCCCCGCGCCUGUUUGGGGCUGGGUGGGCAGUGGGCACCAGGAGUAGGGGGGUGGUCCCAUGAGAGCCUAGAGGCUCAGGGCCACCGGGUGUCUCUGGGAGGAUGGGGCAGGACCAGACGAAGCAGCAGAUCGAGAAGGGGCUCCAGCUGUACCAGUCUAACCAGACGGAGAAGGCGCUGCAGUUGUGGAUGAAGGUUCUGGAGAAGAGCUCAGACCUCGUGGGGCGCUUCCGCGUGCUCGGCUGCCUCGUCACGGCCCACUCGGAGAUGGGCCGCUACAAGGAGAUGCUCAAGUUUGCUGUGGUCCAGAUCGACACCGCCCGGGAGCUGGAGGACGCCAACUUCCUCCUGGAGAGCUACCUGAACCUGGCACGCAGCAACGAAAAGCUGUGUGAGUUCCACAAGACCAUCUCCUACUGCAAGACCUGCCUCGGCCUGCCCGGCACCAGGGCGGCUGCCCAGCUCGGAGGCCAGGUCAGCCUGAGCAUGGGCAAUGCCUUCCUGGGCCUCAGUCUCUUCCAGAAGGCCCUGGAGAGCUUCGAGAAGGCCCUGCGCUAUGCCCACAACAACGACGACGCCAUGCUCGAGUGCCGCGUCUGCUGCAGCCUGGGCAGCUUUUACACUCAGGUCAAGGACUACGAGAAAGCCCUGUUCUUCCCCUGCAAGGCUGCGGAGCUCGUCAACGACUACGGCAAAGGCUGGAGCCUCAAGUACCGGGCCAUGAGCCAGUAUCACAUGGCUGUAGCGUAUCGCCUGCUGGGCCACCUGGGCAGCGCCAUGGAGUGCUGUGAGGAGUCUAUGAAGAUCGCGCUGCAGCACGGGGACCGUCCGCUGCAGGCUCUCUGCCUGCUCUGCUUUGCUGACAUCCACCGGAGCCGUGGGGACCUGCAGACAGCCUUCCCCAGGUACGACUCCGCCAUGAGCAUCAUGACCGAGAUCGGGAACCGCCUGGGGCAGGUGCAGGUGUUGCUGGGCGUGGCCAAGUGCUGGGUGGCCAGGAAGGCGCUGGACAAGGCCCUGGAUGCCAUUGAGAGAGCCCAAGACCUGGCCGAGGAGGUGGGGAACAAGCUGGCCCAGCUGAAGCUGCACUGCCUGAGCGAGAGCAUCUACCGCAGCAAAGGGCUGCAGCGGGAGCUGCGCGCCCACGUCGUGCGUUUCCACGAGUGCGUGGAGGAGACCGAGCUCUACUGCGGCCUGUGCGGCGAGUCCAUCGGCGAGAAGAACAGCCGUCUGCAGGCCCUGCCCUGCUCCCACAUCUUCCACCUCAGGUGCCUGCAGAACAACAGGACACGAAGCUGCCCCAACUGCCGCCGCUCGUCCAUGAAGCCUGGCUUCGUGUGACCCCGCAGGUCGUGGACCUCACCUCGCCUCCCCUGCUCCUUCUCUGCCCUCACGCUGGAGGGCCCUGACCGGCUGAGCCCCUGCCAUGCCUGUUUACUCCUGGGGCAGGGGCUGGGGGGGCGCCUCCUGCGGCCUCGGUCAAGGCCCAGGGCCUGCCCGCCGCAGUUCUGCCAGGCCCAGCUGCCCUCCCCCCUGCCUCUCUGGACUUUGCUCUUUCUAGAAAAAUAAAACCGUUUGUACCUCGUC